This is a messenger RNA of Neogale vison (American mink), 459 nucleotides long. It is a transcript of the gene RNF224, whose product is annotated as ring finger protein 224. NCBI's taxonomy places the organism in Eukaryota, Metazoa, Chordata, Mammalia, Carnivora, Mustelidae. The record is from RefSeq and is a predicted model, not a curated record.
AUGCAGGAUGCUGCAGCCAGACAGGCCCCGGGCCUCGGAGGAGGGGACGGCCGCGGGGUCCCGCGGGGUGACUGCGUCAUCUGCUGCUCUGCCUACGACCUAGCGGGCCACCUGCCGCACCGUCUCUACUGCGGCCACACCUUCUGCCAGGCGUGCAUGCGGCGGCUGGACACGCCAGUGGGCGAGCAGCGCUGGAUCCCCUGCCCACAGUGCCGCCAGAGCACACCCACACCCCGGGGAGGGGUGGCCCUGCUGGACCUCGACCUGGCCGCCUUCCUGGCCGUGAGGGCUGAGCGGGAGCCAUCUCGCAGGGAGCCCCCUGCAGCCCCCAAGGGCAGUGCCGCCAUCACUCAGCAGCCGGCCAGGCUCUGUCCCACCCUAGGCCCCCAGCCCCACUUCCCCCAGGCCCAGGGCUGUUGCGGUCUCUGCUGGGACGCCCCUGGCGGUCCCGAGGUCUGA